This is a messenger RNA of Rotaria sp. Silwood1, 3126 nucleotides long. NCBI's taxonomy places the organism in Eukaryota, Metazoa, Rotifera, Eurotatoria, Philodinida, Philodinidae. The record is from the annotation of a GenBank genome assembly.
AUGGGUACAGAAACCGUUGAUAUAACAGCAGGUGAAAGUGCAAAUCCUCGUCGUGAUGUUCCAUCUGUAAUGACAGGAACUAUUUGGCGUAUUAUUUUAUUUUUUUGGAUCAAUUCAGUAUCACCAUUUACACUGGUGUUUGUUAAAUCAGGUAUUAAACCAGCUGUACAUAUUAUGAAUGCAGUUAUAUUAACAACAAUAUUAUCAGCUGGAAAUUCAGCUCUUUAUGCCUGUACACGUAUUUUAUUUGCCUUAUGUCUUGUAUUUACAGCAUUUGUAUCAACAGUAUUAUCUGGUUUAUCAUUUAUUGGCAAUAAAAUAAUUUAUCGAUGGUUAGUUAAUAUAACAGGUGUAAUAGGACUUCGAAACAAUCAAGCUAUGUUCGAUGCUUAUGUAUCAUUACGUAAAAUUGCACAAAAAUACGAAUUGGAAGAAGAAUUAGCUAUCCCACGUGUUAUUUUCGUUGGUGAAACUUCAUCGGGCAAAUCUAUGCUUGUUCAAAAUUUCCUUCGUUUUCCAUGUGCAUUUUCACACAGCGAUGUUGGAACACGAUGUCCAAUUCUCUAUCGUCUUCGUUACAAUCCAACAUUAGACGAUGAUGUUAUUAUCAUUAAACAUCCAUCAGGAAUCAAACAACCUCAAGAUUUAGCUGAACAUUUGCGACAAGUGAUGGAACAGAUUGAGCGUGAAGAUGGAUUUCGUAUAGAAGAAUAUUUAGUUCAUAUUGAAAGUAAUCAAUAUCGAGAUUUCGAAAUUUUGGAUGUUCCAGGAUUGAUAAGUGGUUCUUGGGAUAGUGAACAUGCAAAGGCAGUCGAGAGAAUUACAGAACAUUAUGUUCGUGACCCGACAUUUUUAAUUGUUCAGUUGAAAGAAGCAACACAAUUGGGAGUGAAUAGUUUUGGAAUGAAACGCAUUAGAGAAUUUUGCCUCAUGGAUCCUGCUCCAUGCGGUUCCCCAUUGCCUCCAAGACGUGAUUAUGAAGACUAUACUCUCACGAUUCAAACGAAAUUUGAUAUUUUCAUGGACGGGCACAAAGAUGGUUCACAGGCAAAUGACGAUAUGGCGAAAUUACUUGAGCACUUUAAUCAACAAACGUCAUUUGUCAGUAUGAUUUUUGAUGCGUAUAGUUUUGGUAAACAUACAUAUGAAGAAAAUGCUAAAUAUAUUGCUAACUUGCCUGAAUUAGAAUUCGAACGUGUGGAUAAUUGGAUUCGUGCAAUGAAAGAUUCGUCAAAACAAUCGAAUAAUUCAUUGAACCAAUUUGAUGAAACUCGAUUUCGAUCAUUGAUUGGUAUCAAUAUUGUUCGAGAUCGUAUCCAAGAUAUGUGGGUUCAAGCGUUUCGUGGUGCACUACCUAAAAUUCAACAAGUACUUCAAGAACUCGUUCAAGAACAAAAGCUUCAAUAUCAAGCACUCAUUAGUUUAGUAGAAGAGAAAGACUUGAAAGCCAUCCGCAAAUUGUAUAAACGUUAUAUUCAAACAUUUCGUUCAACAAUAUCCAAUUAUAUUGCUUUUCGUGCUGAAAUCAGUGCGCGCUUUGAUUUGGAAACAUACGGUCGAACAUACGCACAAUUUGAAGAAGAAUACAAUCGAUGGCCACGUAAAAUUUCAUUCUCAUGGUUGGCUCAUCAAACAGCUGAACAAAUGAACAAAGUACCCAUAGAGCGACGUCUUCAAUCAUUGCCAUUACGUUAUGUUGGUGCACGACAUUUUGAACGUAUUCGACAAGUAUUUUAUUACAUGAUAUUAACUUACCAACCCAUCGAACGUCAACAAGAUUGGAUCGAAUCCGCUCAAGGAAUUCUCUAUGGAGUCAAUGCUGAUAAUGAAAACCUGGAGAAAGGUGCACGUGAACUUCUAUAUACUUACAUAAGUGAAACAUUCGUUAUGGCAAUUUGUUGGUUAACACAGGUUUAUUCGUUUCUUCUUGAUCAUUUUGAACAACAAGUUACUGAUGUUUUACUCAGUUCGACGGGUGAUUUCGCUUUACUAGCUAAGGGUCACGAAAAAUUUUUAAGUUAUGUUCGCUUAGAAUAUCAUCGUACGACACGUCAAAUGAUUCGACGUGCUGUUGAAGCGAGUAAACAUGCGCGACGUUCGAAAAUGAUCUAUGCUGCUCAUAGUAUUUGUGAUUAUCUACGAACUUUAGUUGAAUCAUUUCCACCGACUAUUCAAGAAAACCAAAAGGAAGAAACUUCUACGUCGGAUAUUAAUCUUCGUCGAUUAGUCUAUCAUACUCAAACUUUCCUUCCUGAAAAUCGUAAUUCAGAAACGGCCAGUUACUUACCUACAAUGCGCAAUACGACCAAUCAAAUAUAUUCGGCUAUUCGAGGUCUUUUACUUCAGGAUAUUACUGCAAAUUUCUUUGCCAAUGUUGUCAUUGAAGUUCAACACUAUGAUUCUGUUGAAAUACCGGACUCUUUGCAACAUCGUCUCGAUCAAAUGUCCAACGAAGAGAUAGCUUUGAUGUCUCAGAUUGAUUUCGAAGAACAUACUCAAGAAUUACAAAUGAUUUAUGAGAAAUUAACUAUGUUAGAAGAUGCUUGUGAUGAAAUUAAACGAGACAGUCGAUUGUUUGAUGUUAAAGUGUCUGGUCAUGUUCUAGACAAAAAAGAUCAAGAGAAAAAUAUUUCUCGUGCAAAACGAGAUCAUCGACAUCAAGAACUUAUGAAUAAACUUUAUCAAGUACAACCUAAAAAAAUCGAAACGGAAAUAUCAAAUGACAUGAAAGACGAUGAUAGUCAUCACGAUGAAGAUGAGUAUCAACUGAAAAUAUUGGAUAACGAUCCGCACACAUGUCAACAUUAUCUUCUUGAACUGUAUCGAAAAGAUGAUCUCGACGAUUUGAAACAUGGGUUUCUUCCUGGAGACCAUUUUUCAACUACAUGUAUUGAUGCCAUUAUUCAGACAGAUUUAAAUGGUGAAAUUUUGAACGAUUGGUACGCAAGUGAACAUGGAUAUAUAUUGACUCCAAAGGGCAAAAACCGGCGUGUGCCAAGAGAUUUUGAUCAUCAUCAUCAUUAUAUUUAUCCUACUCUUCAUCAAAUAACUCAUGUUAAUUUAGCAAUCGCUUUCGAUGAAGAACAUGUUUUAGUUGCACUAUUUCAUCAAGAUUUACUUGUUUAG